UGCACGAGUUAUGUGGGAUCAGAAAACUGGGCGUUCAAGGGGAUUUGGGUUUGUUUCCUUUCGCAACCAGCAGGAUGCACAAAGUGCAAUUAAUGACUUAAAUGGGAAGUGGCGUGGCAGUCGACAGAUUCGUUGUAACUGGGCAACUAAGGGUGUUGGUACCAUCGAUGACAAGCAGAGCUCUGAUGCCAAAAGUAUCGUAGAACUAACCAAUGGCUCUUCAGAGGAUGGUAAAGAGACAGCAACCAACAACGAAGCUCCUGAGAAUAAUCCUCAAUAUACAACUGUUUAUGUCGGCAACCUUGCUCCCGAGGUCACCCAAGUUGAACUCCACUAUCACUUCCAUGCUCUUGGUGCUGGGUUGAUUGAGGAAGUCGGAGUCCAGCGUGAUAAAGGAUUUGGCUUUGUAAGAUACAAUACUCAUGCUGAGGCAGCUUUGGCUAUUCAACUGGGGAAUGCCCACUCGUAUUUAUGCGGCAAGCAAAUUAAGCAAACCUACACCACCUGGGACAACUUCAAAUCCACUUCACCUUUACCCGGGCUUUCAGCCACCGACCUUUUAGCAUACGAGCAACAACUUGCCAUGAACAAAAUGGGCGGUAUUCACGCCCUGAUGCACCCACAGGGACAACACCCUCUCAAGCAAGCAACGAUGGGAGUCGGUGCUGCGGGAGCAAGCCAGGCCAUAUAUGACGGCGGAUUCCAGAACGUCACGGCUGCCCAGCAGCUAAUGUACUAUCAGUAA
Messenger RNA from Hibiscus syriacus, 745 nucleotides. Its product is annotated as oligouridylate-binding protein 1C-like. The coding region runs from base 11 to 745 and encodes 244 amino acids. The transcript is spliced from 6 exons. The record is from RefSeq and is a predicted model, not a curated record. Lineage: Eukaryota; Viridiplantae; Streptophyta; Magnoliopsida; Malvales; Malvaceae. Gene Ontology annotation, molecular function: mRNA binding.